CGCUUGGUUGGGGAGUCCGUUUCCCAGCAUGCGCGCGGGCUCGGGGGCGGGGCUGGAGCUGUGGGAUGUGCGGAAGCGGUGUUGGGAAUGUGCCUGCCUGUCAGCCAGGGGCAACAAAAUCUGCUGAUUAUGAAUUUUAGAUAGAGCCCCCACUUUCAUCUUAUAUGAGACCAUCACAGUCUUUAAUGUAUUUGUCCUUACCACAUCUCCGUGAGCAAUCAAGAGACAUGGAGAAAAUGCGUUUAAGAUGGUCCAGCCAGAAGAAUUGUUACUUUGUGAAGAUUUUGUUUUGACUAAUCUGUAAAUACCUUGACAACUUCAAAUUGAAUUAUUUUUCUUGAAAUCGAGACUUAUCUGUUGCCUUCAUCAGAAAUGUUUUUAACAUUUUCAAGAAAAAAUAUGUCCCAGAAACUGAGUUUGUUGUUGCUGAUAUUUGGAUUCAUUUGGGGCUUGAUGUUGCUGCGCUACACUUUUCAGCAUCCAAGGCACCAAAGCAGUACUGAAUUGCGUGAACAGAUAUUGGACUUAAGCAAAAGAUACGUGAAAGCACUGGCAGAAGAAAAUAAGAACAUAAUGAACGGUGGUAAUGGAGCCUCAAUGGCAGGAUAUGCUGACCUCAAAAGAACAAUUGCUGUUCUUCUGGAUGACAUCUUACAACGUCUGGGGAAACUGGAAAACAAAGUUGACUACAUUGUUGUGAAUGGCUCAGCAACAAAUACUACCAAUGGGACUAGUAGUAAUCUGGUUCCAGUAACUACAAGUAAACGUGUAAAUGCAGCAAACAUUAGAUAGCAUAGAAGAUAACCUUAAGCUGAUUCAUCUAUCAUAGAUUUGAUUCAAAAAAAGCUUUUUACCUCUGGCUAGGGCAAAGCAAUAGUUGACACAUAUCUGUACACUGUUCGCUAUAGAAUGUGCUGAGUACAUGCAGUCUCAACUUCUAUACAUAAGGUUCUCAAAGGCUUAAUUUGUUGCUUUCAGACAACUCUGUUAAAGCAAUGCUGUACAAUAUUUAAAGAUUGGUUGAUGUAGUAUGCCAAAUGAGUAAUACACUAAUGUUUGAAAUUAAACUAAAAUGGAAAAUAUAUAUUCACUUCUAAAAUAUAUUUAUUUAAAUAAAAACCUAAGAUCAUUUUGGAUAAACUGAUAAUAUCGCUUAAUCAUUUUUGUGAUGUUUUAAACAUGUAAUUAAGGAUAAUGUAAUGUUAAGUUAGUGUAUAACAGUACAAUAUUUUGUUACUCAUUAAUUUGCUAGUGGUACGUUGAGGAUAACGAGGAUAACACUGAGAACGUUUUAAAAUAGCAACCCAAAGAAUGUCUUUAUUUGCACUACCUGUUAGAAUAGAGAGAAUUUCCUGUAUAUAAAAAUAUCAUUUAUAAUGAAUAUCUUAGGUAGCAACACUGUCCAGAUAUCUUUGCUCCAGAACGAGGUCAGUUAGAUUAUCAAAGGCAAAAGAGCCUGAUACAUAGUUAUUUUGUACAAAAAUAUUUAAGUUUGUGUAUUUUAUAACUUCAGGUAAAUUAUUUAAGUGAUGGAAGUCUAGUUUUCAGAUGUGAAUAUUUUUAUUCAUUGCUGUUUCUUUAAAUAUUUUAGUAUCUUGCAGUGUGACAAAUAUAACACAUCAUCUCCUUAACUUACUUUUUUAAACAGGAGGGAAUAAGUAAAUUAAGUUGAAGGGAAGCAGAGCAUCUUGGCAAAUACUAAAGAGAUGCAUAUGCUAAUGGUGUUUCAUGAGGGGCACGGGAAUGAGCUAAGGUUAAAUUGCCUUAUAUCCAUGUUAGCCUUACAGCAAUGAGAAUUGCAGUGAGGGUGCCCUAUACUUCAAAAUGGGCUUUCUGCAUUAUAAAUGCUAAAAUGAAAGUGCCAUUAAGACCUAUGUUUUUUAAAAAUAUACUGAAGUUGGGGUAUUUUUAGAAUUAUGUUCUGGAAUUUUUGCUUGAAAUAUGCUGUAUAAUAGCUUUUUACUAUUUUGCUUAGAAAAAACUGAUUCAGACCAGAAGUGCUGGAUGAUCUCAAGGUUUUCUGCUUUUCUCCCUGAUAGUCCAGACUGGUCUAGAGGAAAGUAGACUAUAUAAAUAAAAACUUGAGUUAGUGUCCUAAUGUUUCUUAUUUUGUGUUUGACAUACUGAGUGUAAAUUUUUUUCAGGAAGAAAAAAAUAAAAUUGUAUUUAUA
Molecule: messenger RNA, 2171 nt
Organism: Pelodiscus sinensis (Chinese soft-shelled turtle)
Lineage: Eukaryota; Metazoa; Chordata; Testudines; Trionychidae
Gene: CCDC126
Product: coiled-coil domain containing 126
Cellular component (GO): membrane
Source: RefSeq, a predicted model, not a curated record